Diversispora eburnea is the source of this 951-nucleotide messenger RNA. The record is from the annotation of a GenBank genome assembly. Lineage: Eukaryota; Fungi; Glomeromycota; Glomeromycetes; Diversisporales; Diversisporaceae.
AUGGUUAGAGUAGCAGCAGGUCGCGGAAAGAGUGGUAAAGGUUUAGGUAAAGGAGGAAAGGUUUCCACACAACGACACAGAAAUAUCAAAGGAAUUACCAAACCGGAUAUUAGACGUCUCGCACGUCGAGGAGGGGUUAAAAGGAUUUCCGCACAAAUAUAUGAUAACGCUCGUAAUGCUUUAAAAGAUUUCUUAACCGAUACUCUUAAGGAUGUAAUAGCCUAUGUAGAAUAUGAAAGAAAAAAGACCAUAGGCGUAAUGGAAAUAUUAUUGGCUUUGAAACGUAGAGGUCAAACACUUUAUGGGUUUGAAGGUCAGCCGCCACUAUGUCUUUCAACUAUUGGAGCUGGUAUUUUCAAACUUACUGUUGAAGAUGAAAAAAGAAUUUUAAAGAGAUGGAAAACAUUAUUUGCAGCGCAUAAACCAUUGAAAACGAAUGAUAUAGAAGAAACACUAAAUUCUAAUGAAGCGGAUGAUAAAGAUGAUAUGAAAAUAUCAAAUUCUAAUGAAUAUCACCGAACCAAAAAAACAUCAAAUUCGCUUAAUAUAUAUCACCGAAUCGAAGAAAGAUUGAGACUAAUAGCAUUAGUCAUUGACCUCAUAGCAAUGGCAGCGGGUUCAGUUCUUCACAAUGGAUGUAAUGAUAUUGAUGCAGAUAAAGGAUCUAACAAAGAAUCUGAUAAAGAUCUGGAAAAAUAUUUUGGUGGCUAUGGCACUAAUAAUGUCAAUGGAGAUGAUCGAAAUUAUGAAUCUGAUAAAGAUUAUGAAUAUGAAGCAAGAUCCAAUGAAGAUGGUGAAUGUGAAGAAUAUUUUGAAAUGAUGAGUUUUGAAAGUAAUAAAAAUAAUGAAUGUGAAAUUUUUGAAUAUAUUGAUCUUAAUUCCAGGAGAAAUCUUGAAAAAUUACUUGAGAAUGAAGUAUAUUAUGUUGAAAUUUUACAACCUAACUAUUAA